Molecule: messenger RNA, 2544 nt
Organism: Angiostrongylus costaricensis
Lineage: Eukaryota; Metazoa; Nematoda; Chromadorea; Rhabditida; Metastrongylidae
Source: the annotation of a GenBank genome assembly
AUGAAAAUGCACGUGGAUGCUAUGUCUGAUAGGACUGAUGAGAGUUCACAUGGUUACGGAGAAAACAAGAAGCCGAACAAAGAUUGUUCCUCUGAUGAGGAUGAGGUUCUCCUGGAACCGCGAUUCAAGUAUGAACGCUUAGAAGGCUCUGAUGCAAAACAGAUGAUUGCUUCUCAAGUUAUCACUGCUAUUGUUGCUCACCCGAAGUUGAUCACGGUCGGCACACAAAUGGGCUACGUAUGGAUUAUGGACCAUCUUGGUCAUGUCGAUCACCAAAACGUGCCGGUGACUCGUCCUCAUCGAAGUGCUGUCACAAGACUAGCUGUCGACGAAUUGGGAAACUACGUGAUGAGUUGUGCCAAUGACUGUCGUGUGACCAUUUCUGGAAUUGGUUCAAGCAAUCUAAACUACGUUUUGAAUCUCUCUGUUAUGCCCCGCUCAAUAGCAAUUAACCCAUUCUUUUCGAGGCCAACCUCUGUGCCAAUGUUUGUUGUCGGCGAACGAAAUUUAAUUCUUUAUGAAAAAAAGUUUUUCAAAUAUAAAGAGCUUGUGACAGAAGAAGACGGAUUUAUUACUCAGUCCUCCUGGAAGGAAUCUCUAAUAGCAUUCACUACCGAUAGGGGGACAAGAAUUUUUGACAGGUUUGUUUUUUCCUUCACGCCGUUUAGAUUAUCAUGUCAACUAAUUUCCUUUAUACCUAAAUCACAUGAUGUCGACCGCAUACGUUCUUCGCGAUUCCCUCCAAGUCAUUGUUGGCUUGACGAUUCCCAGCUUGCGAUAGCUUGGGCCGACACAAUUACUAUCGUCAUGGUACGUUUAAAGCAAGUCGAAAUUCAUUUCACUUGGCACCUCGACAUGUUUUGUUCUGGUGUUUCAUGUACGCUAGAUUCUUUUGGAACCUGGAAUGGCAUUGUCGUCUUUGGGCUGAAACCCAUUUGCGAUACCGAGGAUGCAGACUCGUUUUGCGACACUACCGAAGUCUACUGUUUUCAGCAUUUCCAGGUUUCUGUAACAUUUAAAAAUGUGUUUUUUCAGGCGACUCCAUAUUGUGCAGCAGACACUGUGAAAUGGCGUGUUGAAAACGGUUUACUUGAAGAAGCUUGGGAAUUGGCCCGAGAGAGAAAUGCCGAGCUAGAAGAUAGCAAAUGGGAUAGUCGAAGUGUAGGACGUGCCAUGAUUGAACACCUUCUUUGGUCUGGAAAGCCUCGUCAGGCGUCUGCAAGACUUUCUCAUUUGAAGGUUUGCGGCGAAUCCAGUGCUGAAUGGGAAUGGGCUGUGGGGGCAUUCGAACGUGCCCACUUUUGCACGCUUAUAGCUCAGGUUUUUUUGCCAACAUCGCACCCUCAACUUGAACCCGAAUGUUACGAAACCGUUCUGCAAGCAGCUCUGUAUAAUGAUGUGGACCUCUUCAAGCGUUUGGUGCAGCAGUGGUCGCCAGACUUGUAUAGAACCGGUAUUUUGAAAAAAUUCUAUGCUGAUUAUCCAUUAGUUGAUGAAAUUCGCCUCUAUCACGCUUUAGCACAUUUAUAUGUAUAUGAAGGAAAAUUCGAUUCUGCAAUAAAGAUCUACAUGAGCUUACGCGAUCAACAAAUUUUUGCAGUCAUUGAUAAAUACCAAUUUUUCGUAGCCGAUCUUAAUUCAAAACCAGUAAAAGAUCAGAUAUCGGAAUUGAUGCUUAUAAACACUGAUCUUGCUUUACGACUUCUUUUGGAUAACGAGGAUAGUGUGCCUGCUUCUUUGGUAAUGGCGAAAAUCGCUAGACAACCGAGACUUCAGAUGGCAUACUUAACGAAACUUCUUAACAAAAAUGAAGGAGCAGAAUUUGCUGAUCUGGCUGUGCGAUUAUAUGCUGAAUAUGACAGGAAAAAGUUGAUGCCAUUCCUUAGGAAGAACGAAAAUUAUCACAUAAGCAGGGCUCUUCAAGUCUGUAGACAGAAGAAUUUCAUUGAAGAGAUGAUUUUGCUACUGGGAAAGAGUGGGAAUCAUGUAGAUGCGUUGGAUCUAAUGGUGAAGAAGUACAAUCAGCUAGAUAAGGCUAUUGAAUAUUGCAAAGAACAUGAUGACACAGAUUUAUGGGAACGCUUGAUUGACGAAGUUAUUAAGACACCAGAUCAUGUAGCUCACUUACUCAAUCGUGCUGGCAGUAGUGUUGACCCGCUUCGAGUUAUCCAAAUGAUUCCGCCCACCAUGUCUGUGCCAGGGUUACGUGAUGCGUUGGUCAAGAUAUUGCGUGACUAUGCUGCUCGAGUUGAACUACAACGUGGCUGUCAUGAAGCAACUCGUAGCGAUGUCCGGAUACUUCUUUCAACCUAUCUACGCCUGCAAGCACUCUCGGUAGCAGUCAUUAGAAAAUUUUCACUGCUUUCGAUACUGUUAUUUAUCUUGGAGAAACGUGGGAGUGAACUUAGAGUUUUUAGUUGUGGGCAUGUCGCACAUUCAUUAUGUUGCCUCGAGUCAAAAUCUUUCAUGGCAGAUUUGAUGAAAGAAGAAAGAAAGAUGUUAUUAGAGCCGGGAGCUUGUGCAGCAUGCAGUGAGGCAACUUGA